Molecule: messenger RNA, 1500 nt
Organism: Micromonas commoda
Lineage: Eukaryota; Viridiplantae; Chlorophyta; Mamiellophyceae; Mamiellales; Mamiellaceae
Exons: 1
Coding region: 1-1443 (480 amino acids)
Biological process (GO): mismatch repair; nucleotide-excision repair
Cellular component (GO): XPC complex; nucleotide-excision repair factor 2 complex; nucleus
Molecular function (GO): damaged DNA binding; single-stranded DNA binding
Source: RefSeq, a predicted model, not a curated record
AUGCCGUACGUGUUUGGAUUCAGGUCGAGGCUCGUCGUCGCGUUUGGAUCGGCCGAGUUUGGAUCGUUAGCCGACCGUCACGCGGUAGAGUCUGGGUACCGCUGGGGCGCGAAGGACCUGACGCGAAAGUACGCGGAGACGUUCAGCAAAGUCGGUCCGCACAGGGUGGACGAAUCGUGGCUGCGGUCGACGACGUCGACGAUGGCGGCGGGCGAUCGCGCCGUGGACGAGUUUCGCGCGGCGGACGACGUUCAAUCGUCGGACAGACCGCGGCUUCUGGAAGUUUCCGCGUUGGCGCGUGGCGCGUGUCGAGCUGAGGACGUUCACAUGGACGCCAAGUGCCUCACCGAGCGCGUCCCGUCGUCGUUCGCCGAGCUUCGAAACCAUCCGCUGUGGGCGGUGGAGCGGUUCCUGACCAAGACGCAGUGCAUUCACCCGCGAUUUCCGGUGAAGGGUUUCAUCCAGGGCGAGUGCGUGUUUCCCAGGUCCUGCGUCAGGGAGCUGAGGAGCGCCGAGCGGUGGAAGGCGGAGUGCCGGCGGAUCGUGCUCGUCUCCGAGCUCCAGAAGCCGGCGAAGCGAAUGCACUCCCGAAUCCAGGCGGCGAGGGCGAGGGUGCAAAAGGCGAAAAAAGACGCCGAGCGGAUCGACGCCGCGCGGCGGGGACGGGGAAAGAAUGGGGGCCACCCGCCCCGGCGCAAGGGCUCAAGGUCCGUCGAGGAGGUCGCUGCGGCCAUGUCCAAACGCGAGAACGGCCUCGGCGCGAACGGCAACCCGGGGGGCGGGGUGAACGGGGAGGAGGAGGAGGAGGAGGAGGAGGAGGGCGAGGUGUUUCUUUACGGCGAGUGGCAGACGGAGCCGUGGGAUCCGCCAGCCGCGAAGGACGGCGUGGUGCCCAAGAACGACCGCGGAAACGUGGACCUCCACGGCGCCGCUUUACCUCCCCCGGGGACGGUUCACGUCAACCUGCCGAGGAUCGCGAGGGUCGCCAGGGCGCUCGGGAUCGAUUACGCGUCGGCGCUCGUGGGUUUCGAGUUUCACCGGGGCGGUAAGACGACGCCCAAGUUUGAAGGCGUCGUCGUCUGCGAAGAGUUCGAGGGUAGGCUACGCGAGGCCCACGCGGAGGAGGAGGCGCGGUUGGUCGCGGCGAAGGCGGAGAGGGAGAGGCGCGAGGCGAAGGCGCGGUGGAGGGUGCUGUUCAGCGCGAUGUGGACGCGGCUGAGUCUCCGAGAGGAGUUCGCGAUGGACGACGGGGACGACAAUGGGGACGGGGGCGGCGAGCCGGACGAGAGGGAGAAGACGCGUCUCGAGGAGGAGACGGUCGAUCGCGAACGGCGGGGAGGCGGGAAGCGGGCGCGGUUGGGCGCGGACGAGGAGGAUGGGGAAAACGACGGGGGAACGAAGCGGGUUCGGCUCGGCGCCGCCGCCGAGGUGGAGGAGUUGUGAAGCGUCUGAAGCGUCUGAAGCGCGUCUGUUUUUAACGAUCAAGUCUACGGAUGGGGU